AUGGCGUCCUUCCCCCACAUCGACUCUCAAGACGUCCUUCCCUACGCAUAUGGCACUGCUCCUCAUGCACCACAUCUACAACCAGACUGGGUCGACUCACAGGUUCCGGUGGCAACACGCGUUGCAGCGCAAGGCCAAGGGAGCUCAGUGCCGUCAGGCUCUGGGGAGGUCAGCACACAGCCGCUGUAUCUGCCGCACGAGUUCGAUUCUUCCAUCCCAUCACAUUCUUCUCACCAGGAUCAAUCCACAAGCGGCUCAUCCCGGUGGACCGGGAAUCACAGUUUCUCUGGAAGCGGCACAGGCACAGGGAGCAGCCUGAGCGUCCCUCGUCCCCGUCGAGGAGCGCAUAUCGAUUAUACAUCAUCCGAAUCUGGUGCCAGCUUCAGUUUGGGCGCUACCUCCAAUACAGCUGCAGUAGGAGGAUGGACCAUGGAGACGAAUAUCAGUACGCACACAGCAGGGAGCGAGCCGCAUGAUCCACGGCUUUUAAACCGUGCUGGGGGCAGUGCGGACAAUGAGGCGGCACAGUCAGAGGGCUCGCUUGCUGGCGCACCGAUAGAGGGGGACAACAAAAGCAGCGAGAUCAAUAUCAAUCAACCACCAAGCGUGAUAGGGGCUCUUGAUCCUCAUCACGGUCUUAUUGGGAUGGAGCGUGACACAUAUUCGCACGCGACUCGUGGCUCAAUGUUGAGCGGGGGACUCCUCCCGCCUUUUGAACAUACACAAGAACUCGCCUACAUAGUCCCUCCUCCUUUUUCACUCUCUACCUCUAACGAACAAGAAGACAGCGCUUUUAACGACCACGACCGCGUCAAACUCCGCGAGCCGCCGCCAGCACCUCGUACAGCACCUAGUACGACAGUUAUCCCCUCCUCCGCUACGGGUAUCCUCACUCCCGUCAGCGAGCCGCACUCGAACGCCGGAAAGCGCGAAUUUGGAUCAUCCCUCCCUACAGUUGAAGAAAACGUACCGAUACCUGACAUAGAAGAUCCCGCCGCCGAACGCGACCUUCCUAUGCAGGCCCCUCGCACCCCUCCAAGCACGAACGAAGUGCCCGAGACUCCUUCUCCUCAUCAGCCUUUCACCCCCACCGAACCCAGCGCCGAACUUGGCGAUCCUCCACUGCUUGCCUUGCGAACGUCGUAUGAACGAGCUGCCAAAGCAAGAGAUUAUAAGUUCUUACCCAGGAAAGGGGAGAAAGCUCCCAGCCCCGUCCCGCCGAGUAGAGAGAGCAGCUUCGGAGCGUUGAGUCCCAGGACGAGAUACUUGGAUGAGGCGGGUAAGAGGGAACGGGAACAGGAGCAAGAGGAGAAUGUCACCAAGAAGGGAAAGGGGCGAGGAAAGAAGAGAGGAAUGACCAAGUCCAAUGAGGAAUCCUUGGACGCAGGAGAACGAGCAGCACGGAAAGAGGCGAGCAAAUCGAAGAAACCUCCUUCGGCUUCUGCUUCGAAAGGGACAAAACCUUCUCCUCCAAUCUUUUCUGUUCCCGCCGUCGCCGAUCAGCAUGAGUCCGAGCAUGUUGAUAAUCAUGAUGCAAACAUUUCCGUAGGUGACGCUGCCUCCCACCACCCCUCAACGACCAUGUCUUCCAUUGUCCGGCGCUCGUUUCCUCUCCCUCUCCUUCCCCCUCCUUCUGACAUUGCCCACCUACCGGAGAGGAUGGACGCUGAUGUCCUGCGUACUGCGACGACCGACACUGGUCUUGGUAUGUUGGGAUUGACGGUGGGGAGUGGGCAGAGAGUGCUGGUGGAAACCAGCAGCUCAGCGCCCCUUGUCGAAGAGCCUGAACAGGAACCGGAUCGAGAAGAGAGCCAUGAACCCGAAGAUGCUCCUCAAGACGUUGUAGGCGAAAGCAGCAGGGCUCAACCAGGGGACUCGUUAAGAAAGGUUUCGGCUUCUACGGACAGGGCGACGAGAGAUACUCGCUGGUCGAAGAGCAGCAGGGACACUCGAGGGCCAAGUCAAAGCCAACGGCAAAAGCCCAGAGUGGUCUCACACCCUGAAAUAGAUUCCCUUGAUCAUGCACCAGGAGAGGAACAGAAAGAAGAGGGAGAAGAAAUGCAUAUUCAAGGCACCCAGGAGCUAGCUUCUCCGAGUGAGGUUCCCGCAGUCACCGCACCCCGGAGGGGAGCAAAGCGCCUGCACACGCCUAUUGCAGGAAGCGAUGAGGCGCCGGCAAAGCGCUACAAAAAUGCGAGGGGAAUGGCGACGGAACCGAGAACCCCAAAUAAGGCUAACCAGGCGAAGAAGGUAUAUUCUUCUCGGCGGAAUCGUCACGGAGUUGACCCAGAGGAAGAAGAAACCGAGCCAGCACCCCAGACUGAAGGAAAGGAGAAAGCAACCUCGCGUGAUGACAGGGAGAGCAUUGUAUCUGGGCCGCCAAAACUGAUGGAGAAGUCUGCCAGCAAGGGGAUUAAGCGAAGGGCAGAAAAGGAACCUUCUGAUGCAGAAUCUGCCGACCCUAAGCGGCGUAGGCGAGCAGUAGCACGAGACGCCAGAUCCUCCGAACCAGAAAGCGUGACCUCUCGUUAUCCUAGGAGGGGCCAAGUCCAUGAGGAAGACGGCAUAGGUGCGCCUGGGUCGGCACCUGGGUCAGCAACCACACGCCGGGUCAGGACAACAGCUGCUGCCAGGAAGCCGGUCAAAGGCUCCGCCAAGAAAGCGCAUGUUCAAGCAGUUAUCCAUGAAGACGAAGAGCCUGAAGAGCCCCACCCUCACGGCACAGAUCAACUGGAGAUCGCUGCUGAGGAACCCACUCCCUCUCCUGUGAUCGGAGCUGGUGCGCCUUUCUCACGAGUGUUUGCUGGCUGGUCCGACAAAUGCUAUUAUCCUGCCACUGUCACAAACCGUGUGAGUAGCGGUCGCAAAGCUGGACAGUUUCAUCUCGAUUUCGACGACGGUGCCAUAUUAGAAACCGUAGCCGUGAGUUCCCUCCGUGCUGCCGUGUUGAAGGAAGGAGAUACGAUCGCCAUCCUGAAGGACCGUAAAUGGCGUGAAGGAACGGUGAUGGAAGGUGCAUUUGGAACCGUGCAAAAAGAUGCGCUCGUCAGGAUCAGACUAGACCAAGGUUCCCAAAGUAUCGAGCAAGUGGCGAUCAAGUCGCUUCGGAUACCUCGGAAUGCUGUUGCCGAUUGGGACGACCGCAAAUUGACAAGCGAUCAAGUCGUUGUACAUGCGAUCGUUAAGCGAGAACCCGAGGACAGAAGAAGGAGAGCUAGUACCGCUGGUCCUGGUGGAUCAACCUCGGAGAGCCCUGUAGCGUCUCAGCGGCGUCGCGGUCGUCCAAUGUCGGCGGUAUUUGAAGGACACGCUUUCAUCGUCACAGCCAAAGAAGACAAGACGAAAGCAGAACUUGUACGGCAAAUCGAACAAGCUUCCGGGCAAGUAGCCGAGGAUUUUGGAGAUUAUUUUGACGUCACCGAGCAGCAUAUCACUUGGAAAGGUGCUGAACGAGGACUGAUAGCCGUAUGGUGCAUCGCGCGUGAAGUGUCGACCACCCCCAAGUAUCUCAUGGCACUUGCUCUCGGUGUUCCUUGUCUCGGGUCUAGGUUUAUCUCUGAUGUGAUAGAGAAAAGGACCACAAUCGACAAAUGGGGUCCUUAUCUGCUCUCAGCUGGAAAGUCGGACUAUCAAGGGACGGAGUGCUCGCAGAAAGUCGACUGGCGCUGGGUUGAAGACGAUGAUGCUGGCCGGUCUUUCAUGAAUGAUAUCAUAUCCAGUCCACAUAUCUGUCGGCCCUUGCAAGGGAAACGACUGUUCUUCCUUGUUUCGAAGAAGGACAACUUCCUCAAGGGUCGCCUGGUCGAUGCACUGUGGGCGAUGGGUGCGGAGCAUGUGGAAAAAACGUCUGCGUUGAGCCUCGAUGUGGACUGGAACUCGUAUGACUAUCUCUACUGGCCAGAUGAAGAAACAAGUUUUACCUUACCACGUAACAAGAGGGCGAAGAGGGUAGGGCCGAAUUGGAUCAAACAAUGUCUUAUCACGGGACUCUGCGUUCCCAUUGAGUGA
Dacryopinax primogenitus is the source of this 4008-nucleotide messenger RNA. RefSeq lists its product as uncharacterized. Gene Ontology annotation, biological process: positive regulation of transcription by RNA polymerase II; DNA damage checkpoint signaling. Gene Ontology annotation, cellular component: nucleus. The transcript has a single exon. The record is from RefSeq and is a predicted model, not a curated record. Lineage: Eukaryota; Fungi; Basidiomycota; Dacrymycetes; Dacrymycetales; Dacrymycetaceae. Gene Ontology annotation, molecular function: histone binding. Bases 1 to 4008 code for a protein of 1335 amino acids.